AUGUUCGUGAAUGGUCGUCCGCUACCGGACUCGACUCGUCAACGGAUCAUAGAGUUAGCGCACUCCGGCGCCCGCCCCUGUGAUAUAUCCCGAAUUUUGCAGGUAUCCAAUGGCUGCGUCUCCAAAAUCCUCUGCCGCUACUAUGAGACCGGAUCAAUUCGACCGAAGGCAAUCGGAGGCAGCAAGCCGCGAGUUGCCACGCACACGGUGGUGAACAAAAUCUCCCAGUACAAACGCGAAUGCCCGUCCAUCUUCGCUUGGGAGAUUCGAGACCGCCUUCUCCAGGAUGGGGUCUGCAAUCAGGAGAACGUUCCAAGUGUAAGCACCGCCCUUUACCUUUUAUCUCACUCAGAGGAAAUAACCUGCAUUACAGUCAGUGACCGAUCGCAUUAA
Dibothriocephalus latus is the source of this 393-nucleotide messenger RNA. NCBI's taxonomy places the organism in Eukaryota, Metazoa, Platyhelminthes, Cestoda, Diphyllobothriidea, Diphyllobothriidae. The record is from the annotation of a GenBank genome assembly.